UAUGGUUUCAUUUUAUACAGUUGGUUGUAUGUCAGGUUCAUCUCUGGACGGAAUAGACUUAUGUUAUGCUGAAUUUACAGGCGAUAUCGAAACUGAUAAAUGGCAAUACCGGAUACUGAAAGCGUCGACGGUCUCAUAUGAUAGUGACUGGAAAUCAAAACUACGAUCAGCGAAGGAACUUAGGGGUGAAGAUUUGAUAAAACUGCAUUUAGAGUAUGGACAUUUUAUGGGUAAAACUGUAAAAGACUUUGUUGAACAUGGAGAUAUAAAAAAUCUUGACUGUGUUGCAUCGCACGGACAUACAAUUUUUCAUCAACCCAACCUGGGAUACACGUUCCAGCUUGGAGACGGAGAAACGUCAGCCGCUUACUUCAAACAACCUUUUGUAUGCAACUUCCGAAACAAAGAUGUAGCUCUUGGGGGACAAGGUGCACCUCUGGUUCCAAAUGGAGAAAAGUUCUUGUUUUGCGACAACGAGAUAUGCAUUAAUCUUGGUGGGAUUGCUAAUAUUGGUCUGAAAGGUUUACAAGGGUAUGAUGUUUGCCCGUGUAAUUAUGUGUCCAACAAACUGGCAGCCAUUCACGAUCCGACAUUAGAAUACGAUCCAAACGGCGAAAUAGCUGAGACCGGAAAUGUAAUUACAGAGAUACUGGGUAAAUUGGACGCAUUGCAUUUUUACGAACAACUUCCGCCAAAGUCUCUAGAUGCUGAAUGGAUCGAAGCUGACGUAUUACCUAUCCUAAACACAACGCAGAAUAGUAUUCCAGAUCUACUGAUGACUUACACAGAGCAUGUUACCAACAGAUUAACAGAAGCAUGCAAGAACGUACGUGAUUCACUCCAUGAUGAAAAUAAACUCAAACCUAAAAACGUCUUAAAGGUUCUGGUAACAGGCGGUGGUGCUUUCAAUAAACACUUAAUCAGAUUGCUUCAAUGUAAACUGCAAGAUCAGGGAUUUAUUUUAGAACAGGUCGACGAAGUUACGAUUGCUUUUAAAGAAGCUUUGAUAUUUGCAUUCCUUGGUUUACGUUGUCUGUUGAAUCAAACAAAUGUUUUCCGUUCUGUGACCGGAAGUAAAUCAGAUUCCAUUUCUGGGAGCAUCCAUCGACCAACACACUAUGUCAACAGUGAUUCUAGGAUUAUCCGAUAUCUUAUGGAGAAAAACAAAGAUAGACAAACUCCUUGAACAUAAAACCUUAUUUAUCUUGGUAUUUGUUUUUUGUUAAUGUAAAUUUUGAAUUAACGCAUGCACUGAUUUUUAAACGAUUUCAACAAUUAAGCAUGAUUUGUGGUUACUAUAUAAAAAAAUUGUGAAGAA
This is a messenger RNA of Mytilus californianus (California mussel), 1318 nucleotides long. RefSeq names its product anhydro-N-acetylmuramic acid kinase-like. NCBI's taxonomy places the organism in Eukaryota, Metazoa, Mollusca, Bivalvia, Mytilida, Mytilidae. Bases 2 to 1186 code for a protein of 394 amino acids. The transcript is spliced from 2 exons. Gene Ontology annotation, molecular function: phosphotransferase activity, alcohol group as acceptor; ATP binding. The record is from RefSeq and is a predicted model, not a curated record. Gene Ontology annotation, biological process: peptidoglycan turnover; amino sugar metabolic process.